AUGCUGCUCCUCCGCCUCCUCCCUCUGCUGGCGACCACCCUGGGGGCCCCCCUGCUCCAGGAAACCCCGGGGCAGAGAUGCGGUCUCUCCCGGUACCGGUUCCUGCCGCCCCAGGAGCUGCGAGCUGUGAAGAGGAUGAAGGAGCAGUUUGAGGACAUCAUGCUGCUGUCAGACCACAGAUGCCACACCAAGCUCUUCUAUCGGAAAUGGAACCCAGCAGAGCUGUCGGUGCCUGACCGAGUGAUGCUGGCAGAAGCCGAGCUGGACCUGGCCAUCUCCAUGCUGGAGCUCCCUGCAGCCCCCACCUUUGCUGAGACCCGCCAGAGACCCUUGGACUUCCUUGCCCAAGCCCAGGAGGACCUGCGAAGCUGUAUGGCCACAGAAGCUCCUCACCAGCCCUCCAGGAGACUGAGGAACUGGCUGCAGAAGCUGCAGACAGCCAAGGAAACAGAGACUACCAGCUGCCUGGAGGCCUCUGUCAUCCUCUACAUCUUCAAAGUGCUGAAUGACCUGCAGUGUGCAGCCUUGGGGGAGCAAUGCUCCUAG
Calypte anna (Anna's hummingbird) is the source of this 546-nucleotide messenger RNA. RefSeq names its product interferon lambda-3-like. NCBI's taxonomy places the organism in Eukaryota, Metazoa, Chordata, Aves, Apodiformes, Trochilidae. The transcript is spliced from 5 exons. Gene Ontology annotation, biological process: positive regulation of immune response; innate immune response; cell surface receptor signaling pathway via JAK-STAT. The record is from RefSeq and is a predicted model, not a curated record. Gene Ontology annotation, molecular function: cytokine activity. The coding region runs from base 1 to 546 and encodes 181 amino acids.